GGUCUUCACGGUCGCCGGCGCGGCCGUCGGGCCGCUGAGCGCGGCGCUGGUGGCGGAGCGCCGCUCACAGGAGGCCGAGGACGAGCAGGCCCUCGGGGCCCGUCGGGCCGCCUUCGGCGACCUCGUCGGGCAGCUGCUGGCGGGCUUCGACGGCGACCGCGACGGGCGGCUCUCGCGUCCAGAGCUGUGGCAGGCUCUGGGGACGCACCCCGAGCUCCUCGGGCAGCUGCGCACUCUCGGCGUCGGCACGAGCACCGGCGAGCUCAUGCUGCUGUUCGACCGCCUAUGCUACGACUACGAGGGCAAAGGCACUGUGACUGCCCGCAUUGACGACCUCGUGUGUACUCUGAUUCACCUCGGCGACACUGCGAAGGCUGCCGGCGUGGCAGAGCUGAGAUUUCAGAUCAUCGCCUCGCGGCGGGAGUCCAUGCAGGCGUUGAAGAGUCUGCCGCGAGAGGUGUUGAAGCUGCUGCCGGCAAAGGGGGAGAGCGCCCAGCGGGAGGCUGAGCAAGCCGCCGAGACCAGAAAGAGCCUGGCCGCCCUGCAGG
This is a messenger RNA of Prorocentrum cordatum, 548 nucleotides long. The record is from the annotation of a GenBank genome assembly. NCBI's taxonomy places the organism in Eukaryota, Dinophyceae, Prorocentrales, Prorocentraceae.